This is a messenger RNA of Galleria mellonella (greater wax moth), 1855 nucleotides long. RefSeq lists its product as uncharacterized. The transcript is spliced from 9 exons. Bases 27 to 1283 code for a protein of 418 amino acids. NCBI's taxonomy places the organism in Eukaryota, Metazoa, Arthropoda, Insecta, Lepidoptera, Pyralidae. The record is from RefSeq and is a predicted model, not a curated record.
UUUCAGACUGUACAGACCCUCGGACGAUGAAGAAGCACCCUGCGUACACGGAAUGGGCUGAUGCAUACUCUUGCUCCCGACACCGCUGCCAGCCAGGAGGGCGCAACUUAGCUAUAUAUACAGUCGGCUGCAAACGCGUGGAAGCCCCAGAAUCGGCAAUAGAGUGCGAGGAAGUGGUGGAGGACACCAACAUGCAGUUUCCAUUCUGUUGUACUCGACUCAGAUGCCUAGUCGUGGUGCGUGGUGAGGUGUGGACACGUGUGCUGGGACAACCGUGGGAGACCCUACCAGCGGCACCCUGGAGUCACAUGUACAAAAUGAAGAAACCGCCGCCGAGUACUGGAGGGCCAUUCCUGCCCAAGAGUCCAAACGAAGGUCCUGUCUACAAGCUGACGGAGCAAGAAGACGUAUUCCCCGACAAAGUGCUCAGAGCUGCCAAGAAAUGCAGCGGCGACUCGCCCGAAUGCAACAGCAUCGCUCCACGGGCCGUCCCAUUACCGGAUAUUGUUAUCGCUUUAUCCACGAGUAAUGAGCAAAAGGAAUCCAAAAAAAUAAAAAAUGUCAGAAAUAAAGAGGUAAGGCACAAAAGGGCUCGCAAGCAACCGUCUUCGUAUUAUGACGAGGAAGCUCCAGAAGCUCACAUCGAUCGAGAGAAUGAAUAUUUGCCAAGUGAACAGGUUGGCGUCUCGUAUGAGAACGUCUACCAUCAACCCGAAUUCCCACCAGCUGAGACCGAGAAGAAAGAGGAGAAGUCGACCAACCUCCAGGCCCUGGUAGACGCGAUCGGCACCAGGAUGAGGGACAUUGAGAAUGUGGUGCAGAAGAUGAGCGAGAAAGUACACCAGGCGAAACCCGAAGACGUGGCUGAAUUUAGCGUCGAGAAGUUCUCUAUUCGUAACCGCGCCAGUAAGUACCUGCACAGCACGACAGAUGGCAGUACUGAACCAACGCUCUUCCUCGAAGACACCAGCAUGAAUGGGUACUUCAGCGAUGCCAGUAACAGCGUGCUGAGGAGAGCUGGCAACCCACCAAAGGAACCAGUGGCCAUCUACAUGGCGCCUGUGGAGAUCCGCCGAAAAAGUCACGCCAGCGUCUCCGACUCCUCGAGCGAGGUGGAGAAGAAGCAUAAGAAACGCACUCAUAAGAAGAAGCGAACUAAAGACAAACCCCAUAAGAAACACCAUAAGGAGGAGAAAAGGAAACGGUUGAAUAGGUUAAACUCGGUUGAGGCGGACAGGAUAGUUGUAUCUUUGGAAGACAGUAGUGAGAUAAGCAAUAAAUAGAUAUGAUAAAAUUCAACGAUGUCUUACACCUCAAGAAUGGUAAUGGAUAACGGGAACCAUAGAUAUUACAGAGUGUUCUGUUAUGUCUAUGGUACUGUUCAUGACUAAAUAUGAUAAAAUUGUCAAUUCAUAGCAGGCUAGUGUAUAGAAAAAAUAUACGGCCGUAUAACCCUACCAAAUUCAGAUACAACCUACUUGCAUACUUUCUACAUAAAUUGUGUCGAAUAUAUAUAAUCUAGUAAUGUAAAAUUUGUUAUUGUCAAAUAUUUGACAUAUCAUACAUUUUCUACACACUAGCCUGCUGUGAAUUGAGAAAAAUAGCAACUGAUGGUGUAUCUUUCGUCCUCUUUUUACUAAUUAUAUUUGCAUAGGAAGAAAGGAGACAACCAUAUGAUUUACAGUUUUUAUUUAGUUGGCAUCAUCUUAUUUGCCUUUUUAAGUAUCAUAGAAAAAAAAUGUGGACCUUUUAGCAUUUUUAGUGGAUGUUUUUAGUUAGGUUAUAGGUGAACUUGAUAAAUGGCUUCAUAUUUUUAAAAUAAUGCUAUGAAAUAUUCAGUCAUUUGUUGACAAAU